This is a messenger RNA of Gaeumannomyces tritici R3-111a-1, 3780 nucleotides long. RefSeq lists its product as hypothetical. NCBI's taxonomy places the organism in Eukaryota, Fungi, Ascomycota, Sordariomycetes, Magnaporthales, Magnaporthaceae. The transcript has a single exon. Bases 1 to 3780 code for a protein of 1259 amino acids. The record is from RefSeq and is a predicted model, not a curated record.
AUGGCGUACGAAGGGCCUGAUGAGGGCCCCCAGGACCAUGCCCCCAUACUCAGCCAUCUGGUUUCCCUAAUGCGAUUCAGGGUCGGGCUGGCCCAUGACAGCGCCCUCGAGGCGGAGGCGGAAACGCUCGUGGAGACUAUGGCAGCGAGCACGGCACCAGGGUUCAUACAGGAUGGCAUCGCCUCUGGGAAAUUCGGCGUCAUAGCAUCAAUGAAGGCCAGGCGCACCCACUCACGGGAAGACUUCGACGAGGCACUCGGGCUAUACAAGGCAGCCCUCGAGGCCCUCCCGCCACACGAUGAGAGGAGGGAAGAUAUCCUGGCGAACAUGGUCAUUCUUCUCAGGGCACAGAUGGCUUUGGAAAAAGACCAAGACCAUGACCGGACGAUCGAGAAUCUCCAGAACUUGAUUCAUUACUCGGCUCUUCUUCUUGAGGUAUUGCCUGAGGGCAGCACACAAAGAGUGACGGAAACAUUGAACUACUCCACCUGUUUAUGCGCGUCCACCGCAUUGGCUUCCUCCUCCAUGAAGGAACUGGAUAACGCAAUCCAUGACCUAGCGAAGCGUGUACCCACGAUGCCUUCCGCUACAUGCCACAGGGAGGGACUCCAAUUGGUAAUCUGCAACCUCCUGGCAAGACGUUACAAGAUCACAGAGAAUGUGAGGGAUUGUUUGACGCUCCUCGAAUACUAUGAAGUUAUGUUAUGCGAGCGAGACGCCACGGUUGCGAGGAGAACGUGCCAAUCCAUACUUCCCGACUCAGCCGAGUGGGUGUGGCAGCUGAAGGAUCUCCUGGUUGCCAUCGCGAAAGCUCCUGUCGAGAGCGAGCUGAGACGGCAGGCGACUCGCGAGCUGGCCAACAACUUUACCUUGGACUGGGAAACCGAUAAUCCCUUGACAUCGGCGCUGGAAGAUGUUUACAAGAAAUGUUAUCCCCGGCUCCGUCCCAUUGCAGACGCUAUUGAAGAGUCCGAGACGGUCUCUGAGCGAGAUAUUUCGCACCUGUUCGAGGGAAAAGAGAAAGCGACGCAUGGGGAUGGGUCGGUCCGAUGUGAAGCAGGUGGCUCCGGGCACACAGGCUUUGGGGAGCCCUCACCAGCAGUUGACGAAGAGACCAGCAUCACCGUCCUUGACCUCGUCAGAGGCUUGUAUCAUAAUGGGGCAAGACGCACCCCAUGCAACGUCACCGGAUUGCGCCCCCCGUAUGAACUCAUCGUGCGAGAAGAAAGGCUUGAGCAACAGUCCCGCGAAAAGGCCCGGGAGGCAGGCGGGAAACCAAAUCCGCAUCUCUGCCGCAUGUGCAUGGACGUCGCAAAGCCCCUGCGGGUGGCAUCGCCACAAAACGAGUAUGCUUGGGCAACCGUUCGAUCCUCGAUGCCCUUUGGGGACUUCUCCGAACUGUGCUGCAGAACGGACUGCGUAUUUUGUCGUCUUGUACUUUCCGCAGUCACUACCGAGGCCAAAGAGCUGCAUCCGAGCCUUGUGGCCAUCGAAAAGGAAUUCCAGGGGAUACAGCUCACGGCCGUAACUUCGCCUAGCGGCGAUUCGAUGCUGGAGAUCAGGUAUGGCCCAAAAACGGUCGGCACGGUGAGGCUCAUAACUCCCGACAACCACGGCUCGACGAUUAGACAGUUGUGGGAGUUUGGCAGUCGAGGACUGCACGAAGUCGACGUCACAAUGGCUUUCAAGCACGCCAUGUUGCACCCGGAUCAACAGGUGAACCCCUCAUUGAUCAAAGGGUGGCUGCAAGACUGUAGCACGAACCACGGCGCGCGCUGCAAAGACGGCGGCCAGGCGGCUUCUGCAGCCGAGGAGAUGCCUAUGGUUUUCAUUGAUGUUGGCGGCGACUGUCUAGUCAUCUCCACCUCGCGGGAGAGAUAUUUUGCGCUGAGCUACGUUUGGGGGAACGUGGACAUGUGCAAAACGGUCAAGGCCAAUUUCGAGCUCCGCCAGCAGCACCAAUCUCUGUCGGACGUGCCCUUCCCCAAAACCAUCAGAGAUGCCAUGAGACUCGUCGAGUCUGUCGGUGAGCGCUACCUAUGGGUCGAUGCAAUAUGCAUGGUGCAGGAUGACCAAGAGCAGAUGAGCAGAGACAUUCCCAAGAUGAACAUCGUUUACGGGCAGGCGUUUGCGACUAUCGUCACUCUCCACGGUGACAGCGCCGAAGCCGGCCUGCCGGGCGUAUCGCCUGGAACAAGGCGCCCGCAACACAUCGAGCUGAUACGCGCCUCCAAAGGUUCUCCAAACCUGGACUACGAUCCCGACGAGGGAAGUGGCGAGGUCGACACUCUGGGCAUCACGCUUAGCCCUUGGCCCUUGGAUCUGCACCUGGAUGUGGCCAAAUGGAACACCCGGGGCUGGAUCUUCCAGGAACAUCUGCUCUCCCGACGGUGCCUCUUCUUCACGCGCGAUACAGUGUAUUUCCAGUGCGCCCGUCACACGCUGAGCGAAUGUGGCACUGAUGUCUACGAUGGCCCAGACCCCAGCAACAGCACUGCCGAGGCCGGCGAGGAGGAGCCCGCCGCCACCGCCACCACCGCCGCUCCCCGGCGAGGGAAUGUGUUGGAUCACCUCCCCGAAAUUCGGGACGCCCCAUCUGAAAAGCGGCUCGGCCAGAUCUUCAAAAUCUACGCGUCUCUUGUCGAGACCUACACGCGCCGCGAGUUCUCGCUCAAGUCAGACAUCAUCAAUGGCUUUGCGGGCGUCCUCUCGGUCCUCGAGGAGCACCUGGAGAGCGAGUCCCACGCUGGCCUCCCGGCCGCCGUUCUGGCUCACGCCCUCCUGUGGACUCCGGCGGGGUCGAUCCCCCUUCGCGGCAUGACGUUGGCCACAGUCGAAAACUUGAACAUAGGAUGGCCCGACAUGCAGUUCCCGAGCUGGUCGUGGGCAGGGUGGGACGGGCCCGUGGAGUAUCGUCUGUUUGGGGGAGAGGGUGGUGGGGACCUGCCGCUGCCCAUCCUGCUGCUCUCAGACUACAAGGUUUGGUUGGAUCCCUGCGGUGGCACUGCGGACGCGGCCAAGACAGAAUUGCCAAAGGCAGGGAAACAGCCUCCCAACCCAGAAUCCCAGGCCGGCCCUAGCAAGAAAAGCUCCGGAGAGCCCACACCUCAGGGCAGCCCUUUGCCUUGCAGUCCCACCGCUCAGGCAGCGGGAAAGCUCCGCUACGACCGGAACGCACAGUGGCUGAACAUGAAGACCAGGCUUUCGGGCGACCCCUCCAGACAAGAAAUUCGGAUCACUAACACUCUUCCGCCCGGCAUGUUGCCAAUCACCCGGAAUAGCCCCCCCGUGCGCAACAUCCUCGGCUUCACGGCCCCCGUGGUCUCCAUAUCCAACUUCUCCUUAUCGCUUGAGCUAGAGUAUAUUACCCCGCCGCGGCGCACGCACGUCCAGGGCGACCAGGCCGUCCGCCGGAUCCACGACCGCCGCCGGGGCGGCCGCCACUGCGGGCUGUGGUGGGAGCAGCCCGUGUUUGCUUGCUUCGACUUGGAUAAGACCGCGGACGCGAAAAAGGGGGUCUACAUGGCUGGCAUAUCGGCCCAUCCGGACGCCGAACGGCGCCGUAAAGGUCCCUCGCGCGUUAAGGGCGAGAUUGACCUCUUUGACGAGCAGGCCUUCCCCAGCACUGGCCAGGGAAGCGGCCUCGUAAACAUUAUGGUAAUAAUUGGCGGGAUCGACGAGGUCGACUAUGAGAUAGGGAAUCGGGUAACGGUGGCUGUUAUGCACAGGGAGGCGUGGGAAGCGGCAGGGCCGACGGAAAAACUGGUGCUUCUCUGGUGA